This is a messenger RNA of Microtus ochrogaster (prairie vole), 951 nucleotides long. RefSeq names its product olfactory receptor family 1 subfamily N member 1 (gene Or1n1). Gene Ontology annotation, biological process: G protein-coupled receptor signaling pathway. The record is from RefSeq and is a predicted model, not a curated record. NCBI's taxonomy places the organism in Eukaryota, Metazoa, Chordata, Mammalia, Rodentia, Cricetidae. Gene Ontology annotation, cellular component: membrane. Gene Ontology annotation, molecular function: olfactory receptor activity; G protein-coupled receptor activity.
AGGAUCUGUAGGCUCAUGGACAACCAAUCCAGCAUCUCAGAGUUUUACCUGCGAGGAAUAUCAGGGUUUCCAGAGCAACGGUGGCUACUCUAUGGGAUGUUCCUGUGUAUGUAUCUUGUCACCUUGACUGGGAAUGUGCUCAUCAUCCUGGCCAUUGGCUCUGACCCACACCUCCACACUCCUAUGUACUUCUUUUUGGCCAACCUGUCCUUUGCUGACAUGGGUUUAAUAUCAUCUACAGUGACCAAGAUGCUGUUUAAUGCUCAGACUCAGCGCCAUACCAUCUCCUAUACUGGUUGUCUCAUCCAGAUGUAUUUCUUCCUGAUGUUUGGUGAUCUGGACAGUUUCUUCCUGGCUGUGAUGGCCUAUGACCGCUAUGUGGCCAUCUGUCGCCCUCUCCACUAUUCCACAACCAUGGAUACCCAGUUCUGUGCCCUGAUGCUUGCCCUGUGCUGGGUCCUCACCAAUGUAGUUGCUCUGACUCACACUCUCCUCAUGGCUCGACUGUCCUUCUGUGUUGUUGGGGAAAUAGCUCACUUUUUCUGUGACCUUAUUCCUGUUCUGAAGCUAUCAUGCUCUGACACAUAUGUCAAUGAGCUAAUGAUUUCUGUCUUAGGAGGCACAGUACUCAUGGUCCCCUUUCUAUGCAUUGUCAUCUCCUAUGUCCAUAUUGUAUUUGCCAUCCUGAGGGUUAGAACCCCUGGUGGGGGUACAAAGGCCUUUUCUACCUGUAGUUCCCACCUCUGUGUGGUCUGUUUUUUCUAUGGGACAUUGUUCAGUGCCUACUUGUGCCCACCUUCUAUAGUCUCAGUAGAAAAGGACAUUGUAGCUGCUGCAAUGUAUACAGUAGUGACUCCCAUGUUGAACCCCUUCAUCUAUAGCCUAAGAAACAAGGACAUGAAAGGGGCUCUAAGGAAGCUCCUCUGUCAGAGGCAAAUUUUCUCUUCCUAA